GCGACGAUGCAUCGCCACUCCUCGCCUCUCCCGCUCCCUCUUGCUCCUCCUCUCCACGGCGGCGAUGCCUUCCCCGACGUGCUACCUCAUCCUAAACCCUUCCAGAACCUGCCACCGCCCCCUCCUGCCGUCUCCCCGCCUCCCCGCGCGGCUCCGUGUCUCCUGCGACGUGCCGCGGCAGGGGAGUGAUGGCGGCGGCGGGCCGAAGCGCGGGGUCAUACCCACCGGAGCAGGCAAGGCUAAGAAGCAGGUCGUGUUCUUCGACGCCGCGCCGCCGGUCGCGCAGCGGGGCGGCGAGGAGGAGGAGGGCAAGGUAGAGGCGCAGACGAAGGUGGACGGCGCGGCGGUGCGGUUUCUGAGGCGGGCGACCAAGCGGACGCUCUCGGUCUUGUCCAACCUCCCGCUCGCCAUCGCCGAGAUGUCCGCCAUUGCCGGCCUCAUGGCCCUGGGCACGGUGAUUGACCAAGGAGAGGUGCCGAGCCACUACUUCGAGCAGUUCCCCGAGGACAACCCGGUGUUCGGCUUCAUCACGUGGAGGUGGAUCCUCACCCCAGGCUUCGACCACAUGUUCUCCUCGCCGGUAUUCCUCGGCUUGCUCGCGCUCCUCGCCGCGUCGUUAAUGGCCUGCACCUUCACCACCCAAUUGCCAAUGGUGAAGGUGGCGAAAAGAUGGUCCUUUAUGAGUUCAGGAGGAAGCAUCAAGAAACAAUCCUUUUCCGAAUCUCUUCCCCGCGCAUCUAUUCAGGAUUUGGGGGUCAUUUUGAUGGGGGCUGGAUAUGAGGUCUUCACCAAGGGCCCGUCUUUGUACGCUUUCAAGGGCCUGGCCGGUCGCUAUGCGCCUAUCGGAGUGCACGUGGCGAUGAUUUUUGUGAUGGCAGGUGCCACCCUUUCUGCGACCGGGAGCUUCAAAGGCUCGGUGGAUGUCCCGCAGGGACUAAAUUUCGUAAUUGGAGAUAUCAUGAAACCCAAAGGCAUUUUCUCCGUCGCGCCGGAUGCUUUCAAUACGGAAGUCCAUGUCAAUCGGUUCUACAUGGAGUACUAUGACAGUGGAGAGGUUUCACAAUUUUACAGUGAUCUUUCACUUUUCGACCUUGAUGGCAAGGAAGUAAUGAGGAAGACGAUCAAGGUGAAUGAUCCCCUGAGGUAUGGUGCGAUCACGAUAUACCAAACGGACUGGGGAUUUUCAGCACUACAAGUGAAGAAAAAUGGUGAAGGCCCUUUCAACUUGGCCAUGGCCUCCUUGAAACAGAGUGGCAAUAAAAAGCUAUAUGGAACAUUCUUGCCACUUGAAGAUCCUGAUCCGACUAAGUCUAGCGUCAAGGGAAUAUCUAUGCUUGCUCGAGAUCUGCAGUCUAUUGUGUUGUAUGAUCAAGAUGGUAAGUUUGUAGGGGUUCGUCGGCCAAGCUCAAAGCUCCCCAUUGAAAUCAAUGGUAAUGAAAUAUUAAUUGAAGACGCUAUUGGCAGUACGGGUCUGGAUCUUAAGACCGAUCCAGGAAUUCCUGUCGUGUAUGCUGGAUUUGGCGCGCUCAUGUUGACGACCUGCAUUAGCUAUCUUUCUCAUGCUCAGUUAUGGGCGCUGCAAGAUGGAACUACAGUAGUAGUCGGUGGGAAGUCAAAUCGAGCCAAGAUUGAAUUUUCUGACGAGAUGAACCGGUUACUAAAUAAAGUACCAGAGUUGAUCAGUGUUAAUGAGAAAACAGUAGAUAAUAAAUCAAGUACUGCAUGAGGGAUUCUUUUUGCUUAGUUGAGAUCAUUGAAGACGCAGAUGUCGUUUUGCAUGGAUUGAGGUAGGAACUCCAAACAAGUCCCAUUUUGAGAAAAGAAAAUCAUACCAUCUAUUUGACGAAUGCAAGGCAUGUUGCAGUUGGACUCUGUAUUCAAAAUUGAGGCAGCAUUUGGUUACAAGGAAAAUAUCAUACAUUCUAAUGGAUCUAUGGUAUUACUGCAUUGAAAUGAAAAUGAUGUCGUAGGUGUAUUACUACUGAACAUAGUGAUAAAACAAUACAGACUAUACCCCGAAGAUGAACCAUCGCUCUUGUUACUGGAUUUUUCUGUAAGAUGUUGUAAACUGAGUCAUACAAACUCAUUUGAAAAUUACAGUCUAUGCUUGAUUAUUACCAGCA
Lolium rigidum is the source of this 2123-nucleotide messenger RNA. RefSeq names its product cytochrome c biogenesis protein CCS1, chloroplastic-like. The transcript has 8 exons. The record is from RefSeq and is a predicted model, not a curated record. NCBI's taxonomy places the organism in Eukaryota, Viridiplantae, Streptophyta, Magnoliopsida, Poales, Poaceae. The coding region runs from base 65 to 1726 and encodes 553 amino acids.